Molecule: messenger RNA, 3708 nt
Organism: Drosophila mojavensis
Lineage: Eukaryota; Metazoa; Arthropoda; Insecta; Diptera; Drosophilidae
Gene: Cul4
Product: cullin-4A
Exons: 10
Coding region: 475-2943 (822 amino acids)
Biological process (GO): protein ubiquitination; DNA damage response; ubiquitin-dependent protein catabolic process
Cellular component (GO): Cul4-RING E3 ubiquitin ligase complex
Molecular function (GO): ubiquitin protein ligase binding
Source: RefSeq, a predicted model, not a curated record
UUAUCGAUUACUGUCACUAAUCUCCAAUGCAUAAAUUGAGCUGUGCAGUGCAAAUAAAGAAUUAACGCGUAAAUAGUAAUCAUUGUCUUUGCCCGUUGGAAUUUUAGUGCCCGGUCACAAUAAGUCACUUGAAAUUCAAUAAAGAAAGUGCCUUUUACCAAAGCUAUUCGUUUAUUGCCGAUGGCGACACUGAGAAGUGUGCAAAACUAGCGAAAGGCAUUUUCUAUCGAUAUCGUCGGAUUUGUUUAGCACUAGCACGGGGUAAAUUUAUGCCAAUACGAGUGCAAUUUUUUUUUUCGUUUGAUUAUCACCAAAAUCUUAUAAAUUUGGGAGCAGUAUAAUCUUUAGGGUGACAGUGCUCAGAGCAGGCGAGUGUCUGGUCAGCAGUAGUCAUCUGCAAUCGUCAUCGCCAACGCCAGCGCCGUGAGCACAUCCAGCUCCAGCGCAUUGGGCACCGCACACUCAUUCCAAGCAAUGAGUGCAGCAAAGAAAUACAAGCUCAUGGAUACGACUGAACUGCACGACACCGAGAAUAUUGCCUCCUGCCUGAAGAAGGGGGACAACGGCAGCAGCAACGCAACGACUGGGAGCAACCUUGGCCGUAGCGCCUUCGCUGCCCAAAAUAUGAAUUCAGCAGCGUCCACAAACGGCGAACGAUUGCCAAAUUUUUCGAAAUUGGGCUCGCAUCAUGGCAGCGAUAUGCGUUCGGCAUCAACUACCUCAAAUCUGCUUAAUCGGAUGGGCGCCAUACACAACACCAAGCCGGGUGAUGUCAAAAAGAUAGUUAUUAAGAACUUUAAGGCUAAACCCACACUGCCCGAUAACUAUUCAGAGGACACUUAUGUGAAACUUGAGGAGGCCGUUAUCGCUAUUCAAUUAUCAAAGCCCAUCAAAUAUUCACUGGAGGAGCUCUACCAGGCCGUUGUAAAUAUGUGCAGUCAUAAAAUGGAUGCACAGCUAUAUAUAAAACUGAUGGAGCUAACCGAGCAGCACGUCAAAAGAAACAUCAAACUUAAAGAGCUAACUGGCGGAAGUAUGGAUAAACUGGUUUUGCUGGAAAAGAUCAACAAUUGGUGGCUAUCGUUUUGUCAGCAAAUGAUCAUGAUACGUAGCAUAUUUCUAUAUAUGGAUCGGACUUAUGUGCUGCAAAAUUCGUCCAUACACUCUAUUUGGGACAUGGGGCUGGACCUCUUUCGCAUACACUUUGCCCAGAAUAGCGUCGUGCAGAAACGCACCGUUGAUGGUUUACUGACGCUGAUCGAAAAGGAACGCCAGGGCUCAACAGUCGAUCGUGGAUUGCUCAAGAGUUUAGUGCGUAUGCUGUGCGAUCUGCAGAUAUAUAGCAGUGCGUUUGAGGAAAAGUUCCUGGAUGCGACCAAUCAACUGUACAAGGCUGAGAGUCAACGAAAGAUGCAGGAAUUGGAGGUGCCCGAGUACUUACAGCAUGUGAGCAAGCGACUGGCCGAGGAGAAUGAGCGUCUGUUGCACUAUCUGGACUCCAGCACAAAACAUCCUUUAAUAUACAAUGUGGAAAAGGAACUGCUUGCCGAACACUUAACAACCAUUCUGCAAAAGGGCCUUGACUCCCUUCUAGAGGACAACAGACUGAACGAUCUAACCCUUUUGUAUGGCCUGCUUAGUCGCGUCAAAAACGGCACUUCCGAGCUAUGCGGCAACUUUAAUGGUUACAUCAAGAAAAAAGGACGCACUAUUGUCAUUGAUCCAGAGAAGGAUAAGAGUAUGGUGCAAGAUCUGUUGGACUUCAAGGAUAAAAUGGAUGUUAUUGUGCGCACUUGCUUUGAGCACAAUGAGAAAUUCACAAAUUCGUUGCGAGAGGCCUUCGAAUUCUUCAUCAAUCAGCGCGCCAACAAGCCCGCUGAGCUUAUUGCUAAAUAUGUGGAUAUGAAAUUGCGCUCUGGCAACAAGGGCACCACCGACGAGGAGCUGGAAAAGACCUUGGACAAGAUAAUGGUCCUGUUUCGUUUUAUACACGGCAAGGACGUUUUUGAAGCAUUCUACAAAAAGGAUUUGGCCAAACGCUUGCUGGUGGGCAAAUCAGCCUCGGUUGAUUCCGAGAAGAGUAUGUUGUCGAAAUUGAAACAGGAAUGCGGCGGCGGCUUUACAUCGAAGCUGGAGGGCAUGUUCAAGGAUAUGGAAUUAAGUCGUGAUGUGAAUUUGGCUUUCCGCGGUCAUACGCUUAGCAAUGAUCGGGAUGUAACCAAUCUGGACUUGACAGUCAGCAUCCUAACCAUGGGCUAUUGGCCAACAUAUGCGCCCACUGAGGUCACAAUGCCACCACAGUUUAUCAAUCCCCAGCAGAUAUUCAACAAGUUCUAUCUGGAGAAACACAGCGGGCGAAAACUUCAAUGGCAGCCUACUCUAGGCAAUUGCGUAUUGCGGGCACAUUUCGAUGCGGGUCCCAAGGAGCUGAUGGUGUCGCUGUUUCAAGCGCUCGUUCUGCUGCUGUUUAACGACAAGCCUACGCUCAGCUACGAGGAGAUCUUGGCUGCCACCAACAUUGAGGAUGGUGAACUGCGACGCACACUGCAGUCACUAGCAUGCGGACGUGCGCGUGUCAUUACCAAAACGCCGAAAGGCCGCGACAUUGAGGAUCGGGAUCAAUUUGAUUUUAAUAAUGAGUUCGUUAACAAAUUGUUCCGCAUCAAGAUUAAUCAAAUUCAAAUGAAGGAAACGAACGAGGAGCAAAAGGCGACGGAGGAGCGCGUUUUCCAGGAUCGCCAGUAUCAGAUCGAUGCGGCUAUUGUGCGCAUUAUGAAAAUGCGUAAGACACUGAGCCACAAUUUGCUCAUCACCGAGUUGUUCAACCAGCUAACCUUUCCCGUUAAGCCUGCUGAUCUGAAAAAGCGCAUUGAGUCGCUGAUUGAUCGUGAUUAUAUGGAGCGAGACAAGGAUAAUCAAAAUCAAUAUAAUUAUGUGGCAUAAAUGUGCGAAGGAUAACUUUUAUUUUUGGCCAACUAACACAGCAACACAAACAUACAUAUGCACGCACACACACACACUUGAACACACACACCUCUACACACAUAGAAAGAUUGUAGGUUUUCUCUCUAUUUUUGUUUUGUUUCGAAUACGAGAUCAGCGAAAAAAAAUUCAUUUGGUAUCUGCGUGCAGCGAGCGCCUGGAACAAAUAUCAAUUACCUAUUGUAGUUCUUAGCUGUUCACACAUGCUGAGCCCACACGAAAGUUUCGUUUGUGGUGGCUAGUGUAGUUGCUGCAAACCGUUUCCCUUUGUAAGUUAAUACUGUAUCAUCUAAUAAAUUAGGCGUUUUAUUUACGAAAACUAACAGCAAACAUUUGUCUCUCCUCAACGAGAGUGAUAUAUAAAUAUAUACAUAUAUAUCCAUAUAUCAAGAUAUCGUCAAGAGCAUCCUUUUACUGAAAUUUAUGAGAAAAGAACGAUAAAUUCUAAACAUUGUGUAAUUUUUGCUAAGAGAAGGGAAAAGAAAAUAAAUUGUAUAUCUUUGUUGGAUUUCAGAAAUUUGAUUAGAUUCGAUGCUGAGAGUAAUUUCCCUUCGCAUAACAAUAGAAAAAACAUUUGCAGGCUAAUAUUAAUAGAAUACUUAAAUAAAUAAUGAAAAAUUGUACACGUAAUUCUGCAUCUGUAUGUAAAACAGAUGCGCAUAAACUAGAUCGUUUUUAUUUAUGAUUUUUUCGAUAAAUAAACAAAAAGAAAUACUUGUAUACAUA